AUGGACAAGGAAAUCGCCUCUAUCAUCGAAAGCUGGCGAAGCAAAAAGGCCAACAGAGUCGCCAAACGCGCUGGACGUACCGGCCGUCCUGACAAGCGCGAGGCCGAUGCCAACAGCGACGCCGAUUGGGCUGACGUCUACGAGAGUAUUCGACGUCAACUUUACAAGGUUGACGUUGAACGCUCUCGUAGCGCCAGCCGCUCUGGCAGUCUGCAACCGGCGGCCGAGGAAGCGACGGGCCGUGGCGCAUCGGAAUCGUCAUUUGAUUCCGUGCAUGAAGUUCUGGAAGGGCUUCCGAGCUCACCCACCGUCCAAGAGUUCACCAGCGACAAUUCAUUUGAUUUCGUUCGCGAAUAUCUGGAGGGGCUGCCGAGUUCGUCACUGGCUCCAGCCACCCCCCGCGACGAUUCAUUUGAAUACGUCCGUGAAUAUCUGGAGGGGAUGCCGAGUUCAUCAAUGGCUCCGGCAAGCCCCAGCGAUGGUGGCGACGAAGGCGACGAAGGCGACGAAGACGACGAAGAAGAGGCCGGGCCCAAUGAAGACGAGUUCGGCGACGAGGAGUCCGGCGACGAUGAUUCCGGCGACGCUGAUUCCUGGGUCACUCCCAGUACUCCCAGUACUACCAGUACUCCUAGUGGCUGUAGCCGCAGUGACUUGAUCUGGGACCACCGGGAGGAAAAGAUGACACCAGCGGGGGCAUACGCCGACUUGUGGGCACGUUAUUGUCGUGAAACAAAGGCCAACAAGAAUUUACAGGAUCCCGAAACAUCGACCGCCAACGAAAUCCCCGAUACCACCAUGCACGCGAGCGACGAAAGCACUCAGAGCCUGAAUAAGAAGAGAAGUCUUGAGCAACUUGAAGACGGUUCCAAGAAAUUCGACACAAUAAAGCCUUCAGCACGGGAACCUCCAAGUGACACCGCUGGUAUUAAGUCAACGACUGACGGAGAGCCCGAAAAGAAGAGACACCGCGAUAAUUCACAGGAGCCAGAGCCCAAAGCCGAUAAUGGAUUUGCCUCAAGUGCUUUCGGAAAGGCAGUCGGCGCCUCACCCUUCGCCUCACUAGGGAACACCCAAGAGUCAAAUUUCGUGUCUAAAACUACCUCGCCUUCUCCGUUCGCUGACUCUAGCUUUGCCUCAUAUGCAGCCUCUGUUAACUCUCCUUUCUGUCCACCAGCAGCAUCUAAGCCUUCAGUCUUCAUGUCUGCUCCCGCUGGAUCUAACAGCUUUGCCUCUGCCCCUGCAACUUCUGGAUUUGGUGGCAUGGGAGGUGGAUUUGCAGGAUUCAGUGGUGGGUUCGCUGCUGCGGCCAAGCCCGGUCUAACCAGCUUUGCAUCAAACAAUGCUCCGCCCACCUUCGGCGAAACAAAGGCCAAGCCCCUUGGCGCCGACGACUCCGAUGACGAUGAAAGCGAUGGGGAUGGGGAUGAGGACGGUUCAAGCACAUUUGAAGCCGCCAAAACUGAUGAACGCUUUUACGAACAGACCGUCGAAACUGGCGAGGAACAAGAGGAGACCGUGUUCACCUGCAAAGCUAAGCUGUUCCAUUUCUCAAACAAAGAGUGGAAGGAGCGUGGUAUCGGAACUUUCAAGAUCAACGUUCGCCAGACUGCCGACGGUAACGAAGCUGGCCGUAUGAUCAUGCGUGCUGAUGGCGCCGGACGAGUUAUCCUGAACAGCCCGAUCUUCAAGGGCAUGAACUAUGGAGGCCCCGAUAAUUCUGCCCCAGCUAGCAAGCAAAUUUUGCUCGCAGGCACUGAGGAAGGACGCACUGUACCACUGUUGCUUCGCACUCAAAGCGAGGCAACUGCUGUUGAUCUCUACGAUGUCAUUGACGAUCUACUGGCGGAUCCAUCCACCACUUCAGCAAACACGUCAACAUCUGCCUAG
This is a messenger RNA of Penicillium malachiteum, 1890 nucleotides long. RefSeq lists its product as uncharacterized. The coding region runs from base 1 to 1890 and encodes 629 amino acids. The transcript has a single exon. Gene Ontology annotation, cellular component: cytoplasm; nuclear pore. Gene Ontology annotation, biological process: intracellular transport. The record is from RefSeq and is a predicted model, not a curated record. NCBI's taxonomy places the organism in Eukaryota, Fungi, Ascomycota, Eurotiomycetes, Eurotiales, Aspergillaceae. Gene Ontology annotation, molecular function: GTPase activator activity.